AUGCCGCAGAGAAUAGGCCAAGAUGAUUCUUUUUCCAUACCCACUGUACCCUUUCGAAAUAGAGGGUAUGUAUGGAGUCAAUUGCGAAUGGCAACCUUUGUGGAAGAAAGUACAUCGAGUUGGGACGAGCCUGAUUUAGAAGAUGAGCUUUCCCAUGACAACGAACAAGCGGAAGAAGUGAACGAAUCUCCAUUGCUGGAAGAAUACCAAGAUUGGUCAAAGGCAUUGAAGAAAGCCGUAAAGGCGCUUGAAAAGAAGAGAAAGUCACUGCAAUCGGAAUAUGAAAAAGCUCAAGGUGUAGAAGAUACAGUUGCCAGAGCCCAACUUUUGGUGUCGAAUCUCUAUCAUUUUAAUCCUGGAGUAAAGACUGCCACAGUUCAAGAUUGGGAAAAUGAUGGGGCAGAAGUGGAAUUGACACUGAACCCAAAGUAUGCCAGUGCCAACGAAGAGGCAGACGCCUUGUUUGCACAGGCACGGAAACUGAAACGAGGAUCGCAGAUUGUUAAGGAGCUGCUCAAUGAAUCGGAACAAGCUUGGGAGCUGCUGUCCGAUGCCCAGGCCGACCUCGAAUCUGCGUGUAUGGAUGAUGGGGAAAUCAACCAAGGACGACUCGCACUGGUACAGGACCGACUGCAACGCUCGUCGCGAGCUACCAAGUUCCAGCCACCUCUGCCACGGGAUGCAGCACAAGCAAAGUCAUCGUCCUCCCAAUCGAAUGGCGGCAAGAGCAAUCGAAAACAGUCGAAACCAGAGAUUGGUACCCCACAAUCUAAUUUGAGGAAACUCAUGUCACCUGGUGGUUGCAUUGUUCUCGUUGGGAGAAAUAGACGGGGGAAUGAACAUUUGAGCAUGUCCAUUGCUCGGGGAAACGAUGUAUGGAUGCACAGCCGUGGAUGUCCUGGUGCUCAUGUGAUUAUCCAGAAUCGACGAGGAAGUCCUAAACCAACUCCAGAAUGCCUUGCGUUUGCCGCUGACCUUGCCAUCUAUUACAGUGAUUUUCGUAAUGAAGUCAAGGCGCCGGUUACAACUGCGGAACCGAAACAUCUACAGAAACCAAGAGGGGCUCCGUUGGGAGCAAUCAAGGUUCGCCAGGAAUCAGAGACACUGAUAGGUUAUCCCGCUCGUGUUCCAGACGAAUUGAAGGAAGCCCGAGCGGCAUCAGGGCAAUCAGAUGAAUAUCGAUCUACUGACAAAGCAAAACAUCGCAAGCGAACGAAACAAGUGGCACAGCAAGAAAGAGCAAAACGAAAGAAAGCAAACAAAGAGAAGAAAGCUGCUGCAGAACGUCCUGAUUUCUACUAA
Molecule: messenger RNA, 1302 nt
Organism: Cylindrotheca closterium
Lineage: Eukaryota; Bacillariophyta; Bacillariophyceae; Bacillariales; Bacillariaceae
Source: the annotation of a GenBank genome assembly